CCCACAGGUGUUCUACCUCUCUCUGCGUGUCAGUUGACAGGACCUCUAAUACCUCUCCAUCUGUCAUUCACCUUCAUUCUUGCCCCGUGCUUCACGGCUCCUGUCGUUAACGGCAACCUUUUCUCGUCCUCAUGGCGCUUUGAAAACCCUGCUGGUCAGAAAUAUCUUCGUCCCUUUCGUUUGACAACUCCCAAACCUUUAUUUGCCUCGAGCCGAAGUCGUGUCACCAGGCAGUUGGCAUUGGCUACAGCUUGAUUUCCAGAACCAGCAAACCACCUCACUGUCUAUCCAUCACCUACCCUUGCCAGUCCAAAAUGUCCACAGAAGUCGGUUCCAAUCCCGCAACCCUCUCGACGCCUUCACCCUCCUCCUCUCCAACCCUUGGUGCUUCUCCCGAUUCCGCAAGCUUAUCGUCUGCUCGGUCCAUCUCCGGCCUUUCUUCACUUUCCAGCGUUUCCUCAUAUGAGAAUAUUUCCACUGCCUACCGACAGAGCACAGGUCCACGUCGACGAGGUUAUGUUCGUCCUCAGGGAGGCUCCUUUGCCGACUCAGCACGAAAUCGAGAAAGUGUCAUGAGCCUCGGCAGUAUAGCUCACCUGCAGUACUAUUUUGCAAGGACAGGCCUCCUCGAUGGCAAAGGUGCCCAGAUGGCAAAGAAGAAGAGCAAUGGAGAAUAUGAAAUCCCUAGGGUCUCUUUGACCGCCAAUCGUGACCUCGUCGAGUCCCCCAUCGAGGAGGAAGUCCAGGCCAUGUGGGAAGCUGCCCAAGAGGAUGGCUCUGAUGUGAUGUUGCCUCCCAAUGUUUCCACAUACCGACAUCGCCCCAGCAAUGUGGCACCACCUCCAGACCAGAAAACGAUGAAGAGAGAGCUGGUAGAGGCACUCGAAAAUGCUCUCCAGGCAGUUGAGUCUUGUGACCAAAUCACCAAUCAUGACUCGGAAGAACAGACCCAGGGUUUCCAUGAAAUUCAAGGUCUGCAUAUUUUGGACACGACGACGUUGGCUAUCAGAGCCGCCCGGUUAUACUACACUUUACAUCCAAAUCCACAACGGUUGAACUCUAUACGCUCGGACCAAGAGCUACGGAAGGAUCUCCAUUCAGUCCUCGACAUUCUCAAGAAAUGUGCUGCGCGGAACUUCCAAGGGGGCAUGCGUGAAGAAGAACGAUUAGCCGUUCUUGUUUGGGUGAGUGAUGUUGGAAUGAUGAUUGACCGCGAAGCCAAGUUGGAGGAGGCCGACAAAAGCGAGAGGAAAGACUGGCAUUGGAUGAACGACAAGAAAUGGACCAGUCGGGAAAAUGAGAGGGAUAUCAAUCUUCUCCUUUUCCUGCUGCAUGGACAGUGUGAGAAUCCCUUGAGAUCACUUCAUGACGAAUAUCCGACCUUCUUCCGAGACCUCGCCGAUGGCAGAGACCUGAUCCGCAUGCACAACGAGGCUGUCAAGCGGUCGAAGCGCCAGUUCGACUACAUCAACACCUGCCACCAAGAUGUCGCCAAACCGUAUCGACGAGCAGACAAUCUGAGAUACUGGCUCAAGGGGGCCGAAUUGAGGUGGGAGCUGAAACUGAAGCUCGACGUCAUGGCAGUUGCCAAUGCAUCAGAUGCAGCUAUUUGGCCAACGUUUGAACAAGUUGUCCGGGAAUGGAGUCGAGGCGUGCGCGCCGAGUUGACUAGGGAUUGGAGCGGCGAAGAUGAGAGGAAACUACAUGCCCGAGCCAGGAGCCUUGCCAUGGCGAGUCCCUUGUCCAGCCCUUUACGGAAGGAUUCUCCAGCACCACCUCUUCCCAGCCCUUCCAAAAGGAUGAUGGUUCCCAGUCCACUAUCCAGUCCUUCUCGAAAGCCCGCCAGACGACAGGACUCAAAGGGGGGCUUGUCCAACAACCUUGAGCCUCCAGGUGAAGAAAGCACAGCAGCCACAUGACCAGAGCAAGUCAAGGUCGAUUCAUCUCCUUCAGCGGCUUUUCACCCGACCAAACACCAUUUUGCAUUAUUACCCGGAAGUGAAGGAAGAUCCGUGCGAUUUUUGCCGGCGCAUCAUGAUACCCACGCAUUAUAACCUGUUGAGUGAGGGCAAGCGAGUAUUAUUUAUUUGACAUUACUUUUAUUCGACGUCACAUGUGAUAGCUUGGAUGUUUUGAGUUGAGAUUGGGCGUGCGCUUGUCGCUUGUCGAGGGCUUGCGCGGUCAAGGAUCGUUGAGUCCAACAAAUAUUAAUAUAGCUGGAGCGUAGUUUUAGACCAUAAAGUCGAGCACUUUUUAAGGCCGCCUUUUUCCUUCUGGCCAACCUUGGAAGGUCCGGA
Messenger RNA from Exophiala mesophila, 2297 nucleotides. RefSeq lists its product as uncharacterized. The transcript has a single exon. Lineage: Eukaryota; Fungi; Ascomycota; Eurotiomycetes; Chaetothyriales; Herpotrichiellaceae. Bases 315 to 1919 code for a protein of 534 amino acids. The record is from RefSeq and is a predicted model, not a curated record.